Sitodiplosis mosellana (orange wheat blossom midge) is the source of this 1874-nucleotide messenger RNA. RefSeq lists its product as uncharacterized. The transcript is spliced from 5 exons. The record is from RefSeq and is a predicted model, not a curated record. NCBI's taxonomy places the organism in Eukaryota, Metazoa, Arthropoda, Insecta, Diptera, Cecidomyiidae. Bases 595 to 1170 code for a protein of 191 amino acids.
UCCUAUGGAAUUUUUGUGACACAAUUUUUUGUGUGAAUAUUUCCUACAUUCGUUCAAUAACUGUGGGUUAACUUUUAAGCAACGGAUGAACAUAACAAGCGUAUUAGUGCCAGUAAAUAGCAAUCGAUUUUCUUUUGGAAGUGCCUCCGAAAAAAAAAACCAAGGAUAUUCUUUCAUGAAAUUGAGAAAAAAACUAAAGUUUUUGCAAUGUGUUUCUAAAGAAGGAGAAAUCAGUGAUUUUCAGCAAGAUCCGCACAAAAUGCGUACAUGCGCAAAUAGUCACAAAAGGCGAUGACGAACGUUUGAACGGUUGUUGUACUCAUUUUCAUCUCACGCAGUGACGACACGAAAAUCUCAAGCAAAAACAAUAUUCUUUUUAACCUUUUUUUCAAUUUUGAUUCAAUUGGAAAUUGCGCAUUUUGUAUUUUUCAUUGUAUUAACACUUAUUUUGGGAUACUUGUGAUAGAAUUCUGGAUUAAACCCUGGAUAUGUUUGAUAAUAGAACCAAUUAAACUCGUUGAAAUUCAAUUUAAAAUCAAUUCUCUUGGUAUAAAUAGCAAACAAAGUUCCUGCCUUUUCGUAAAGAAAACAAAAAUGAAGCUUCCCAAAUUGAAAGGUUGUAGUUACUUUUGCUUGCGUGUAGCUGGGCUAUUGAUUGGAGGAGCGACAGUUAUCUAUUUCGUAUGUGACGACAGUGUUAGUGAUAAUGACCAUUCGUUCAUGGGCACAAUAGAGAAAGGCAGCCCAUUGGAACGAUCGAUAAAAUGGAAACUUGUAGGUCUAACAGUUUACACAGGAUGGACUUAUGGAAUUGUGAUGGAAGAGGCAAAGUUCCUGGUAUUUGUUCUCAUUUUAUGGUUAUUUGCUACUCUUUAUUCGCUUGCCCAUUUGUUCUUUUCAUUGGUCUAUCUUAUUGUUAACAUUUCGGAUAAAGAUAAAACUAUGAUCGAAGAUGCGAUUUCCUCGUUUUGCGGCAUCUUUUUGAAUGCAGCCUUAUUCUUCAUUCUAUUAACCGUCCAUUGGCUCAUAUUCAAACUCAUGCAAAAAGCCACGGUGGAAGAAACAGAUAUCGAAAACGCAGCCAAAAAUGAAGGAAACAGCUUGCUGAAGAAAGCACAAAAUGUUCAACUGAAUGAAACGAAUAACAAAGUACUAUCGGCAAAUCCGUAAAAUCCACAUUCAACCAGCAUUUUUUGUAAUUAUAAACAAAACAAAAAGAGAGAGAGAGAGAGAGAGAGAGAGAGAGAGAGAGAGAGAGAGAGAGAGAGAAAGAAAGUUUUCGUCAGCGAAAAAGCGAGUCAGAGAAGGCUUUUCGUUGAAAAGUGGGUUUGAAAGUAUUUUUGGAGGUGAUCUCGGUUAUGUUUGGUUUUGGAGAAUAUUUUCCUUCUAUAAUGUAAAGAUCAGAGGAGUUAUUUGUUCGCACAAUAAUUUAUUAGCCCAGAAAAUGUUGAAAAUUUGAAAAAUAAUUUGGGCUUUGUAUGAAAAUGUCAAUUACCGAAAAAGAUCAACGUUUUUCUUUUAUAACAUUUAAAAACUUUAAAUGUUUGCUAAACUAUUUAAGUAAAAUAUUUAGUCCAUAUGAACUUAUGAACACUGUACAAAUGUGUCACUUUUACUCUAUCUCCCAUUUGAAGUAAAGUCAACAAAAUAACGAAUUUUUUACAUUUCAAACAAUUCAGACGUCAGUGAAACCUACCAAACACGACAACAACAAACGUUCAAGACAAUAACCAGCAAAUGAUUACAAUGUGUUCAUAUUUGAAAGAAUUUAUUCCUUUCUAAGUAAUUUCAUAAGCAAUUCAAAAGUAAUAAAGAUUCUAGACAUUUUUAAACUUUUUGAAUUUUUCAUCAAUACAUAUUCAUAAGUGGAUCUG